GGAGUCAGAACCAGAAGAACAAGAAUCCCUUACCUUGCUGCAAGGGGAUGGGAGAAAUACAGAGGCAAUGGAGCAGUGUGAACAAAGGCAUCCUGCAAUACUUAAUCACCCUGUUUGUGUGGAAGGCAGUUGCUGGGCAGAUUCGCUAUUCCGUUCCUGAAGAGAUGCAGAAAGGCUCCUUUGUGGGGAAUAUCGCAAAGGAUCUAGGAAUGGAUGGAAAGCCUCUUUCUGAACACGAACUCCGGAUCAUUACCAGGACAGGUACCAUUCAGUAUUUUGCUUUGAACUUCAACAGUGGUAUUUUACAAACUUCAGAGAGAAUAGACAGAGAGGCAAUCUGUGGACAGGCAGAAAAGUGCACCUUAAAUCUUCAGGUUAUUAUGGAGAGGAAAUUAAAGAUAUAUGGAAUAGAAGUGGAAAUUACAGAUGUAAAUGAUAAUGAUCCUCAAUUCCAUCCAUGGGAACAGGAGCUUGAAAUCAGUGAGGCAACUACAUUGGGGUCCCGAUUUAACCUUCCUCGAGCUGAAGAUCCAGAUCUGGGUAUAAAUUCAAUACAGAAUUACCAACUUACAAGCAGCAGUCAUUUUUCUCUGCAAGUGCAAAUAGAUGAAAAUGGCAUUAGACGUGCUGAAUUGGUGUUGGAUAAACCUUUGGAUAGGGAAGAGCAAUCAAUGUAUGAUCUGAUCCUCACAGCUUUUGAUGGGGGAGACCCAGUGAGAUCCGGCACUGCUCAAAUCCACGUAAUAGUUCUAGAUGCCAAUGACAAUGCUCCAGUUUUCAGCCAACCUCUGUAUGAAGCAACUGUCCCGGAGAAUAUUCCUAAAGGGUCCACAGUCAUUACAGUAAGAGCAAUCGAUCUAGAUGAAGGAAUUAAUGGGGAGAUAAAAUACUAUUUUCAAACACUACUGAAACGUAACUCUCAAACAUUUCUCCUUAACUCUACAACUGGUAAAAUAACACUUGGAGGGAAACUCGAUUAUGAGGAUUCUUCUUUAUAUGAAUUCGAGGUACAAGCCAAAGAUGGGGGAGGCCUGAGUGACACAUCAAAAGUUGUGAUUUUCAUUUCAGACUUGAAUGACCAUGCGCCUGAAUUAGAAGUAACCUAUGUCAUCAAUGACAUCCUGGAGAAUUCACCAAUUGGUACUGUUGUUGCCAUUCUCAAUGUGCAAGAUGGUGAUUCUGGAAUUAAUGGGGAGGUCACAUGCUCAAUAGACCCAAACCUCCCUUUUCAGCUGAAAAAAUCCAUGAAUAACUUUUACAGUUUGGUGACAGACGAUGUCUUGGAUAGAGAGCAAGUGGCAUCCUACAGUAUCACCCUCACAGUUACUGAUCACGGGAUUCCUCCUCUUUCUACAGCCACUGUGAUAGCUGUAAGCCUUUUAGACGCAAAUGACAAUCCUCCCCUCUUUGCAGAAUCCGCCUACACAUCUUAUCUCCUGGAGAAUAAUCUGAGAGGGGCCUCCAUCUUUUCCUUGAGUGCAGAUGAUCCUGACUGGGAAGAGAAUUCCAGAAUAACAUAUUCCAUCAUGGAAGGACAUGAUCAAUCUUUUCUUUCAUCAUACCUCUCCAUUAAUUCUGAAACAGGUGUUGUCUAUGCAUUGAGCUCUUUUGAUUAUGAAGAAGUGCGGGAGAUCAGUUUCUGGGUUAAGGCCCAAGAUGGAGGCUCCCUACCACUCAGUUCCAACAUCUCAGUGAGUCUCUUAAUUUUAGAUCAGAAUGAUAACACCCCCCAAAUCUUGUACCCUUCUAGCCCCACUGAUGGCUCCACUGGAAUUGAGUUGGCCCCUCAUUCUUCUGAGCCAGGAUAUCUGGUCACUAAGGUGGUGGCGGUAGAUGCAGACUCUGGCCAGAACUCCUGGCUCUCCUAUCAGUUACUGAAGGCCACAGAGCCAGGGCUUUUCACCAUAGGACUCCACACUGGAGAGAUCAGGACAGCCCGUUUCUUUCUAGACAAGGAUGCUCUCAAGCAAAGCCUGGUGGUUUUAGUGAAGGACAAUGGGCAGCCCCCUCUCUCUGCUUCCGUCAUGGUCACUGUGGUGCUGGCCGACAGCAUCCCUGAAAGCCUCUCUGAUAUUAGCAGCAUCUCAGUUCCUUCAGACCCCCAAUUAGAUCUCACCUUCUACCUGGUGGUUGCUGUGGCUUUUGUCUCCUGCUUGUUUUUCGCUUUCCUUCUUGUGUUGCUGGCUAUCAGACUUCACAGAUGGAGACAUUCUCAGUUGUGUGCCUCUGGAAGUAUGAAUUUUGGUGGCGUCCCAGUUUCCCAGUUUGUAGGAAUUGAUGGAGUCCGAGCUUUUCUUCACUCUUAUUGCCAAGACGUUUCUCUCACCACAGACUCUAGGAAAAAACAGUUUAAUAAUCAGCAGACCUGUGACACAAAUGAGCCUAUCGUAACUUUUGAAGAUUCAAAUCUUAGCAGUGGAGACCAAAUAUUCCAGGUGAGUCGAUUAAUUCUGCAUGAGGAUGUCUUCAAACACAAGAGUGAACUGGUUCCAAAAUGUGACAGUAAGGCAGCUAGCAAAAGGAUGGAAUGUUUACAAAUACUGGUAUCUGGAAAGGCAGCUCUGAAAAUCAGGGUAAUGGAAAUUAGACAUGCAGAGAGAACCAGGGAGAUCAAGAGGCAAGUACUCUUUUUGUGCAUAUUUUUGUCUUUUUUUUGUCUGGUGAGGUCUGAGCAGGUUCACUAUUCAAUUCUGGAAGAAACAGAAAAGGGUUCUUUUGUGGGGAAUCUUCCCAAAGAUUUUGGAUUGGAUGUAAGAGAGCUAUCUAAGCGCAAGAUUAGUAUUUCUUCAGAAAAGCCAUAUUUCACUCUUAAUGAACAAAAUGGCAACCUAUAUGUGAAUGAGAGGAUAGACCGGGAAGAAAUAUGUGGGAAAUCACCCUCUUGUAUCUUAAAAUUAGAAACUGUUGUUCAUAAUCCUAUGAAUAUUUUCCAUAUACAUGUUUUCAUUGAUGACAUCAAUGAUAAUUCCCCCCAUUUCCUAAAAAAAAAUAUUUUACUUGAAGUGAGUGAAUCAAAUUUGCCAGGAGCUCGGUUUUCUCUUGGAAAUGCUGAAGAUGAUGACAUUGGGAUCAACUCCCUCCAGACUUACCAGCUGAGCUCAACUCCUUAUUUCAAACUAGACAUUAUAGAAAGUGAAGAUGGUGAUAAAUAUGCAGACUUAAUAUUGCUGAAACAACUGGACAGGGAAAAAGAAAACACACUCCACUUGGUCCUUACAGCUCUGGAUGGAGGAGAACCAGCAAAAACUGGGACCACCAACAUAUUGGUAACAGUUCUUGAUAUUAAUGACAAUACACCGAUUUUUAGCCAGGCAGUCUAUAAGGUAACCUUGAAAGAGAAUGCACCCAAAGGAACUUCUGUGUUGCAAGUUAAAUCAUCUGAUAUUGAUGAAGGAUCAAAUGCAGAGAUCGUUUAUUCUUUCAACAAAAUCCCAGAAAGAGCCAGGCAGAAAUUCAGCCUGAAUCCCAAUGCUGGAAUCAUUACACUUAAGGAAAUGACUGAUUUUGAGGAAAGACAAAGUUAUGUGAUGAUAAUUCAGGCCAGAGAUGGAGGUGGUUUAGUGGCAUAUUGUAAAGUGGAGAUUGUGAUCCUUGAUGUGAAUGACAAUCCUCCAGAAGUGGUACUUACUUCUGUAUCCAGUACAGUCCCUGAAGACUCCAUGCCUGGAACUGUUAUUGCUUUGCUCAAAGUUCAUGACUCAGAUUCUGGGGAGAAUGGAGAAGUCACUUGCCAUCUCAGAGACCUUGUACCUUUCCAGAUAGUAUCAUCGUCAGAUAAUUAUUUCAAACUCCUCACAGAUAGUUAUCUUGACAGAGAAAAGAUCCCGGAGUAUAAUAUUACAAUCACAGCCACAGACAAGGGGAUCCCUCCUCUCUCCACAUACAAAACCAUCUCCCUACAGAUCUCAGAUAUCAAUGAUAACCCUCCAGCCUUUGAAAAGGCUUCCUAUACUUCCUAUGUGCUAGAGAACAACCCAUCUGGAGCGUCCAUUUUCAGUGUCAAGGCCUCUGACCCAGAUGAGGAUCGCAAUGCACAAAUCACUUACUCCAUCCUCAAAAGCAAUAUUGAAGACCUGCCCCUCUCCUCCUACCUAUCUAUUAAUUCUGAGACUGGCACCAUUUAUGCGCAGCGCUCCUUUGACUAUGAGCAAUUCCGGGAGUUUCAAAUUCAAGUUCAGGCCCAAGAUGGAGGCUCCCCAUCGCUCAAUAGCAGCACCACAGUGAGAGUGUGUAUCCUGGAUAGGAAUGAUAAUGUUCCGCAGAUCCUCUAUCCUUCCCAAGGAAUUGAAAGUUCAUCUUUGUUUGAGAUGGUGCCUUGGUCAGCUGAAUCAGGUUAUCUGGUGACCAAAGUGGUGGCAGUGGAUGCUGACUCUGGACACAAUGCCUGGCUCUCUUUCCACCUGCUGCAGGCCACGGAGCCCUCUCUUUUCACCAUUGGGUCCCACACGGGAGAGAUCAAAACAGCCCGAGCGUUACUGGAGAGGGAAGCUGUGAAGCAGAGGCUGGUCAUUAUGGUGAAGGAUAACGGGCAGUCUCCUCUCUCAGCAACCGUGACUCUGAACCUCGUCUUUGCUGAGAACUUCCAGGAGGCUCUUCCGGAAAUGAACACCCAACCCAGUGACUCAGACUCUCAGUCUGACCUCCAGUUUUAUUUGGUACUGGCCUUGGCCUUGGUAUCCUUCCUAUUCCUUGUUACAGUAACACUGACCAUAAUGAUGAAACUCCGACGGUCAAGGCACCCCACCUUCCUUCAGUGCUUUAUUCCUGAUGCAAAGACUGGCACCAUUUUCCCUCCCAAUUACGAGGAUGGAACUUUACCAUAUUCUUACCAAGUCUGCUUAUCUUCUGAGUCUAGGAGAAACGAGUUAACUUUCCUGCAGCCUACUGUCCAAAUAGCAGAAAAUAUCCUCAGCAGUUUGAACUCCAAUAAUCCUUCAAUGGUCAAUGGAGAGAAUCAUUUAGAUGUUGAGGUGAAUUUAGGCAUGGAAUUCAAAAAGGUUAUUGCAGAGAUGUAUCCAAAUCCUUGGUGCACAAAGCUUAUUCUGUAUUUGGGAGUGUGGAUAACAGAGAAGCUUAGGGAAUAA
Euleptes europaea (tarantolino) is the source of this 5084-nucleotide messenger RNA. RefSeq lists its product as uncharacterized. Lineage: Eukaryota; Metazoa; Chordata; Lepidosauria; Squamata; Sphaerodactylidae. The transcript has 4 exons. Bases 48 to 5084 code for a protein of 1678 amino acids. The record is from RefSeq and is a predicted model, not a curated record. Gene Ontology annotation, cellular component: plasma membrane. Gene Ontology annotation, biological process: homophilic cell-cell adhesion. Gene Ontology annotation, molecular function: calcium ion binding.